GGAAGGGGUUAAAUCUCGUCGUGGGCAAAGUUGCAGUUACUCAACAUGUUUCCACUGACUGAGGAAAACAAGAGUGUGGCCUGGCUUUUGCUCAGUACUGGUACCUGUCCAAGAUGUAUCUUCAGAUUCUGUGGUGUGGAUUUUCACACACCGUACAAACUUCCUUACAAGGACUUACUCAAUGAGCUUCAGAAGUUCCUAGAAACUGAAACGGAUACAGUGAUUUUGGAAGUCCCAAAUCCACCUCUCAAGAAAAUUCGACUGCAAGAGUCGGAUGAUGAGACUGCUGAUCUGAGUCAGAAUGGGGAGGGAAGGCUCUCUGCAGAUGGAAGCAUUGCUCCCAGGCCCUCCCGCUUAAAUGUGUGCAAUAUAUGCCUAGGGAUUCUUCAGGAAUUCUGUGAAAAAGACUUCAUUAAAAAGGUGUGCCAGAAGGUUGAGGCCUCUGGGUUUGAAUUUACCAACUUGGUGUUGUCGGUCUCCUUCCCACCACAGCUGUCUGUAAGAGAGCAUGCUGCCUGGUUGCGGGUAAAGCAGGAGCGGGGAAAACAGAGUCUGUCGCUGGGAAGGAAUGAUAUAAUUCAGCUGAAAGAAGCCUACAAAUGGAUAACUCACCCCCUGUUUUCAGAGGAACUGGGCGUGCCCAUCGACGGAAAGAGCUUGUUUGAAGUGAGCGUGGUCUUCGCCCACCCAGAAACAGUCGAGGAUUGCCACUUCCUAGGCACCAUAUGCCCAGAUUGCUUCAAGCCAGCUAAAAAUAAGCAGUCGGUAUUCACCAGAAUGGCGGUCAUGAAAGCGCUGAGUCAGAUAAAAGAAGAGGAUUUCCUCAAGUGGUUUCCCUGUCCUCCAAACCCGCCCAAGGCCGUGUGCUCCGUGCUUGAAAUGGAAUGUGCCCACGGUGCUGUCUUCGUGGCUGGGAGAUACAAUAAAUACUCCAGGAAUCUACCACAAACUCCUUGGAUCAUCGAUGGAGAACGGAAGCUAGAAUCUUCGGUGGAAGAAUUAAUCUCAGAUCACCUGUUGGCAGUAUUCAAAGCAGAGAGUUUUAAUUUCUCAUCCUCUGGAAGAGAAGAUGUUGACGUGAGAACAUUGGGAACCGGAAGGCCCUUUGCAAUUGAGCUGGUGAAUCCUCAUAGAGUACAUUUCACUUCACAAGAAAUUCAGGAACUUCAGCAGAAAAUUAAUAAGUCGUCCGACAAAAUCCAAGUACGGGACUUGCAGCUUGUCACAAGAGAGGCACUAGGACACAUGAAAGCAGGUGAAGAAGAGAAGACCAAGACCUAUAGUGCCUUAAUUUGGACAAAUAAAGCAAUACAGGAGAAAGACAUUGAAUUCCUAAAUGACAUAAAGGACCUAAAGAUUGAGCAGAAAACGCCGCUGCGGGUGCUGCACCGGAGGCCGUUGGCGGUGAGGACGCGGCUCAUUCACACCAUGGAGACGCACUACUUGGACCAGCACCACUUUCGCCUCCGCCUGAAGACGCAGGCGGGCACCUACAUCAAAGAGCUUGUCCACGGCGACUUUGGGAGGACACAGCCGAACAUCGGCUCCCUGCUGAGUGUGACCGCUGACAUUCUGGAGCUGGACGUGGAGUCUGUGGAUGUGGACUGGCCGCCUGCCCUGGAUGACUAACGGUCCCCUUGAAGACGGAGAGCUGGGGCUCCCCCGGCAGGCUGGGGACCCCCGUUCAGCACACACUGCGCAAUGGCCCCAUACCCGCCCUCGCAAUGUCUCGGGAACCAUCUGGAUCACGUUGAUCUACGUUUUUUAAACUUGCUGUAAACAUCUCAGGAUCUCUAGGUAUAUAUUUGUAGGUGUUAAAUUGCUCUACAGAUGUCUUAACAACCCUUCUUGCCCCGCUCCAGCCCCUGCAAAGCAAAAUGUGAUGAAAUCAUUUGCUUUUAAUUAUUUUAUUUAGAGAGGUCCGGGCCCAGGGUACCUUCUCUGUUCAUCGUAGAAGCUACUUUUUUGGAAGUUCAGAUUUCCCACCAAGAGCGCCCCCUAAAACCCUAUUGCUGUCCAGUCUAUUCUAGGGCAGAGCCCCUACCGGUAGCAGAGUAGAACGCCCCGUGGCGUUUCUGAGGCUGUACCCAAAUCUUUACGGGGAAGCCGGUGGACGCUCCUUCCCCCACGGAGCACCUCACGGGCUGGGGCCAAGCCACCGACUGUUAGCCCAGCAGCUGAGCGCUUACCCACUGUGCUCCAGGGCCACUUUCUCAGAGACACACCACCUUUACAGUACGACACUACCUUUUUAAAAUGACCUGGAUAAAAGUUUCAUCGAUGCAGAUACACUGACUUAGGCAGCACAGUCACCUAUAAUAUUCUAAAAUAUCAAUGCAAAUCGGAGGUUAGCUUUCCCAAGUAGCCUCGAGUUAUUGCAGAUAGAAGGACUUCUGGGUGCAAUUUGUAACACUCUCAUGACUUCAAGUUACGGUUUUGGCAGACUAAAAAUUGUCAGUACAUCCCUUGUGGAGGGAAAUUAAAACCUUAGGAAUUAAGGCAUGUCAUGGAAAAAUAACUUCACCAAUCUUUUAUAUAAGGAGACACAAGUGCCUAUGCCUAUUGAAUAUAACUUUUUGAAAAAUUUAGACCGCCCAACUGGUAGUAUAUUUCAAGGUGCUUCAAUAUAAGAGGCUAACUCAGAAAGUAUCGCUCCUGGGGUUCUAGUUCACACCUGGGCCCAUUUAUCCCAAACUAUGUGUUUAAACAUCUCUGCCGUCAGUGGAUGGCAGCAGGCAAACAGGUUCCUCAGCAUCACACGCUUGCCUUAGUCUCGUUAGGGUGCUUUCCGAAUAGGGUUUGUGUGAGUGAACGUGCGCCAUGGAAAAUUCCACUUUUGGGGUCAGGGCCAAUACUGACGGACUUUUUAACACAAGUCAAGAGGACAUCUUCCUAAACCGGUGAAGCUCUGCAACCAGUUCACAGGACACUGCCCCACGGAACCGCGUGGUAGCUCGAGUGAGCACUGAAGGAAACGAGCCCUCAGCCUCAGUCACUGAAACACCUGCAGCUGACCUGCAGAACCUGGGGCUGACCGCCAACUUCCCGGUGAUGUGGUAGCUCUUGAGGUUGGGAUAGGACGUGGUUUGGCAUCUUAAGUGCCCAUCUUGGCCUCGGCAGGCGUUGUAUGGUGAUCGCCUCGCUCCAAGAACGGAUCUUUCUGCCUUCUAAGCAGGGAGCAAAGCUCAUGGAGACUUUAUUGAAUGAAUUGUAAUGGAGGAUGAGUCUUGGAUUUACUAGCGUGAUCCAGAGAGCAAGGUCCAUUCAAAACAGUGCCUUCUGAGGGGAUCUGCCAGACCAGUUUAAUCCAAAGCAGGCAGGUCAGCUCAAAGUUAGGAUGACUUCUUUUGGGGAUCCCAAGGGGGGCACCCUUGCUAGAUUUUCUCAAAGGACACAGGACAAUCAUAGGGGCUUAUUAUGACAAACUCUUGAAGAAAAUUGAAAAGUGCAUUAGUGAGAUAAAGACCAGGAAACUUCUUCGUAAGGAGUCUUCCACCCUCAGCCCCCACCCCCACUGUGACAAUGUACCUGUUCUUCAGGGCAGCAGGGGCAUCUACAAGGAUGUUGUUGGGAAACUCGGCCGCAAGCCCUCACAGCUUCCUCUUUCUUGCCCCUCCAGACUUGUUCUUUGAGUUUGGGAAACAAAAAGAACAAACCGGCCCCUCAAGGGCUCCCAACAGCUGUUGAGAUGAGGUGGGAACUGAAGAGGCAACCUUCUUCAUGGGGCCUUAGAAAUGCUGCCUUCUGCAGCGUGUAGACGUUAGAGGAUUGCCCAAGAAAUAACAGCUUCACAGUUUGAUAAUUUUGCUUAAUAAUGGUUGCUAUGAAUUUUGUAGCAAUACAUUUUGACUUACCCUCUCUUGUGCUUCCCUUUCAAACAUAGUGAUAUAGAUGUAGUCUCUCCACUUCACAAAUAUGAAAACCAAAGAAUAGAGUGAAAUGACUUGUCUACAAUAGUUGCUUCCUUAUCUAGGACUACAGACUUUCUAUCUCCAUCUCUCAGGGCUUUCCUAAUAAACCCUGUACUAAGUA
Echinops telfairi (small Madagascar hedgehog) is the source of this 4032-nucleotide messenger RNA. It is a transcript of the gene PUS10, whose product is annotated as pseudouridine synthase 10. Gene Ontology annotation, molecular function: RNA binding; pseudouridine synthase activity. The record is from RefSeq and is a predicted model, not a curated record. The coding region runs from base 46 to 1629 and encodes 527 amino acids. Lineage: Eukaryota; Metazoa; Chordata; Mammalia; Afrosoricida; Tenrecidae. Gene Ontology annotation, biological process: tRNA pseudouridine synthesis. The transcript has 18 exons.